Molecule: messenger RNA, 1404 nt
Organism: Rhinocladiella mackenziei CBS 650.93
Lineage: Eukaryota; Fungi; Ascomycota; Eurotiomycetes; Chaetothyriales; Herpotrichiellaceae
Exons: 1
Coding region: 1-1404 (467 amino acids)
Source: RefSeq, a predicted model, not a curated record
AUGGACUCCCAACGUCCUCCACCAUCCACUCUUCCUCCUUCUAUGGGGCCUGGCGCUCGGCCUAUACGACCCGGAGAAGCUUCAUCAAAAGCAAGCCAUGCUGAUAUGACACAAAUAAGGUCGACCUACGUCUUUUCCGCAGAACCAGAACACCUUCGUAUUGGCUACCAGCUCUAUGGCGAACAACGUGACUAUCAAGUUCCAUAUGAAUCUAUUCCGAUGAAUAGACUGACAAGAUGGUGGCUCUGUGGAGAUUCCGAGAGGUCCAAGGCGACGGGUAUUGCGCUCAUUGAUCUGAUGCGCGGAGUUGAAAACACGGUCCGGCGACCGAUCACCCAAACAGAGGUAGAAGGGCUUACAUACUAUGGUUGCAAACGAGGCAUGUACAUGUUCAAUGGCACCAUCCUUGGCUGCUUAAUUGGUGGAGCAAUAGCUUACAGGACUCGGGAGAACAUGAAAUUUCCUUUCAUGAAUGCCAAACCCCUGGAGAGAUAUGACCACUUUCCCAGUCGCAAAUUCACAAUUUUCCAAGGACAAAUGGCGCGGACCUGGUGGCAAAUUACAAGGGCCAAUGUUUGGGCCCUCGUGGCUGUCAUUGCAAUGGCACCCUUUGCCGCUGCUGCUGGCGAUGUGGCUUCCAUGGUGGGACUUUACCGUGAUGAACGCACUCAUCAGCUCUUGAUGGAGAUCAAACAAAAGAAUGUGAAUCUCGAGUCAAGCAGUCUCAACCGGCCUUUGGAAAUUGAGCACAGACGAAAUGCAGGACAUGAUCAACCUCCAAGUCAGGGUGGAGGUCAGUAUGAGGACGCUGAACCUCAAGGGUCUUUCGGGAUCAGUUCUGACAAUACCUAUGGAGAUAGAAGAACUGACAUGGGAAUGUGGAGUGAAUCCACAAGUCACCGUCCGGGGGAUAUGCAACCGCCAUCCUCUACAUUGGGACGUGGCUCGUCAUGGAGAAAGCCUCUGACGCCGCCAUCACCACCACAAAAUGGCAGACAUGAAGAAUCUGAUGCUUCUUUUGGUUCAGGUGUCUUUUUCGAUGACGAUGAUGCAUCACCAGUUGCUAGACCGGACAAUGGAGAAGCAACCCGUGGUUUCCGCAAAGACAAUUCCGCCGAGGCAUGGUACCGCCCUACAUGGUACCGUAUACGCACAGCCAAUCGAGAAGCUCCAAAACACGACCCCGACGAUCCGUACAGGGAUUCUAGCUCUCCUCAGUUCUCCAGAGAAGGAGACCAGAAGAUGAGGGAGAACGCGCAGAAAGAAUUUGAUGAUAUGCUAGAAAGGGAGAGACGGCAGGGUGGACGGGACGACUACGAGAGAGCGGUUCGUGCUGGUGAAGAGGGUGCUGCGAACUCGGGCAUGAGUGCUUGGGAACGCAGGAGGAACGCGAAUAGGGAGUAA